UACAGAUAAUCAUGUAUACGAUUAUGCCAUAAGGAUUCAAGAGCUUCACAUAAAUCUGCUGUGAAAAGGUGCGGGACGGCCCGCUGCACGUCCUUAUGAGGAUAUUCCACCAGAGAAAACUCUAGAAGGCGCGUUCUUAGACUACUACUAGUAUCGUACUUUAUUACUACUGUGACCUUCCGCUCAGUCUCUCUCUAGUACGAGGCGAACGUUUAUAACAUCUCCUCGGAUUAUUCACUCCACGGACAUCUAAAAGUCCACAAAACAUAACUGAAGCGCCCACACAAGAGAUGUAAAGUUUUAUGAAUUAUCAUGUGCACCAUUUUCAGUUGUUUAAUCGCGUCACAUCACGCUGUUUUCUUUUUGAUCCUAGAAACACAGCCGUUUUUGCCGGGCGUUCGAUUAUAUGGGUGUGUCUUCCCUCCGUAUUGCGUAUAGCGGGAACCGUCAAUCAUAAUAUUCCCGAGCUAACUUGCAGGUAUCCGUAAAAGCCGCGGAAUCUAAGCAACAACCAGUCAAAAGUACGAAAUCGUUCGAGACGGUGCUCUGUAGCUACGCUAUGCCACGGACGUCACAUGAUAGGGGGGACAUGUUUUCCCGAAGGGAGGCGAACGGUUUCGCUCCACGACAUCGUCCUGCUGGCGCGGGUGUCGCAUGUCAUGGAUGUGACGAGGAAGCCCGCGCGCCUCCGCACUCUGCACUGUGUCUCGCGCUCGGUCCACGACCGCGGCGCGCGUAUGUAUCGCGUCGCUGCUGCUGUCCGACUCCCCGUCCCUGUGACCGGAUGGGAGGAUCUGCCACGUCUCCCCCCGGAAAGGUGGUGGGAGUCAAGCUGCUCGCAGAUGAGGGCAGAUGAUGAGGAGGGGCUCCUCGGGGCACGCGCACGGCCACUUUGACAUAUAUUCCUGAAUCAUUAAACAAUUCCGCUGAGCGCAAAUUGAGAACCGGAGCCGGAUCCUGGACAUGUGAAGGACAGGCGGACAGGCGGGCGGGGCAGAAACAGCUGGUUUUGUUGCGCGUGACUGACAGCGCAGUGGAAGAAGAAGAAGAUUCGCCGGCCCGGUUCAGAUCCCUCGCAGUGUCGCGUUUCAUUAUUUAAAUCAAUGUCAUCAAUGCUUGGAAACGCUCGACUGCACCAGUGUCUUCUGCGUUCACAGAACUUUCGACUGGUGGGACAGGGGUUCGAAUCCCUGGGACCCGCUGCACUCUAAUUCUGCUGUGUAACACACACACACACACACACACACAGAGACACUGCGGGCUUUGUUCCUCCACACCGCACUCGUCCCUUCUGUUUCGAGCCGAGGUCCGUCCAUCAUCAGCCCGAGAGGAGCGAGGGCACGAUGCGCUGAAACGGGAGCGCCGCAGCAGCUGGGAUUUCUCACAAUCAUUGUGGACGCGCUCCUCCUCCUUCCCGCGGCGGGAAACGCUCGCGGCAGCAGCGCGCGCGCUUCACUCCGUCCGUGUGUCUCCGCGUGUGACAGUGCGUGCGUCCAUCCAGCGGAUCGGCCCGGGGUCUCCAUGCUCAGCACCGGCAGGAUGGAGGAGUUUGUAACCGAGGAAGAAGAGCCGUGGUACGACCAGCAGGACCUGGAGCAGGAUCUACACCUGGCUGCUGAGUUGGGGAAGACCCUCCUGGAGCGCAAUAAGGAGCUGGAAGAUUCAUUGCAGCAGAUGUACCUGACCAAUGAAGAGCAGGUGCAGGAGAUCGAGUACCUGUCCAAGCAGCUGGACAUGCUGCGCGAGAUGAAUGAGCAGCACGCCAGGGUGUACGAGCAGCUGGACAUCACAGCGCGUGAGCUGGAGGUCACCAACGAGAGCCUGGUGGUGGAAAGUAAGACCUCGCAGCAGAAGAUCGAGAGGCUGACGGGAACAAUCGAGCUCCUGCAGGGCCAGGUGGAUGCGCUGACCAUACAGGUGGAGGAACUGCGCUCGCUGGAACAGCUGAGGGUGCGCAGGGAGAAGCGGGAACGCCGUAAGACCAUCCACUCCUUUCCCUGUUUAAAGGAGCUGUGCAUGGCCCCCAGGUACGAGGAUGGCUUUGUAGUGGGCAGCCCAGGGAGCCUGAACAAAGAGAGGAAGCGGCAGCCGCUGGAAGAGGAGAACGAGCGGCUGCGUGAGACAGUGUCGUCCCUGAGGGCGGCAGUGUGUGCGGAGCGGGGCCGGCGCGAGGGGGCAGAGCGGGAGUGUGCCGCCGUUCUGCAGGAGUUCGGUCGGCUGGAGCAGCGGCUACAGGCGGCCGAGGCCUGCCGGCUGCGUGUCCGGGAGCUGGAGGCGGAGCUGCAGGAGCUGCAGCAGCUGCGUCGCGCACGUGCCUUCCUUCUCAGCACCGAGGAUGGGUUAGCGCAGACGUUGCUCAACAGCACCCCUGAAACGGACACUCUGGAGGAAGAGGUCACCCCUGGCAGGGAGGGCGGCGAGGCUGGGGCUGCCCAGGACCUGCCUGCCUCUAGCCCUGUGCGCAAGAGCUGCAGUGACACGGCACUCAAUGCCAUCGUGGCCCGGGAUGCCUCGGGGCGCAGACGGGGGAGCUACGCGCUACACGCCAACAGUGUUCGCAAGCGGGGCAUGUCUAUCCUGCGCGAGGUGGACGAGCAGUACCACGCCCUGCUGGAGAAGUACGAGGAGCUGCUGGGGAAGUGCCGGCGCCACGAGGAGAGCCUGCGGCACGCUGGCGUGCAGACGUCACGGCCCGUCUCCCGGGACCCCUCCAUGAAGGACUGCGCCACUCCAGCGCCCCCGCCCAGCCCCGCACAAACCCCCUCCACCCCAGAGGCCAUAGAGAGCAUCAGCAAGCAGGUGGAGGCUGUAGACAAGCGACUGGGCCAGAACACGCCCGAGUACAAGGCCCUCUUCAAGGAGAUCUUCUCCCGCAUUCAGAAGACCAAGAGCGACAUCAGCUCAAGCAAAGCUGGCAGCAAAGGGGGCAAGAGUGGCAAGUGAUGUCCUCCCCUGCGCUUUCAUUCCUCAUGUCCAUUCCUACACCACCAACAGAGACUCCACUGACAGUAUCUCAAACUGCAGCACUAUUAUCGAUGUCCCUCUUGGCAAGGGUCCCCCGCACCCCCCCCCCCAGCAGGCCUCAGUUGCAUCUCCGCUGCCUUCUGCUUGCCCAUUGGAGCUCUGCAGUCACCACAGACCCGAUCAAAGUGCACUAAACAUAAUACUCUGAACAGAACAGAACUCAUUUGUAUUAGAUUGUCACUUUUUCAUAGCUGUCUGCGCUGCUUUCAGCUUAACUGAAUCACAGAAUCCAGUUACUCCUAAUGAUCAAAACUAGUGGCAGAUCAGGUAAAUCACAAGGAGAACUGAUUUGUAUCAGAUAAUUUCUUAUAGGCUCAAUGUUGUAUUUAGGACAUACCAAACCCAAAGAGCUUUGGUUUUUGGUGCUCAGGCCCAGCUUGCCAAAACAGCUGUUAACCUCUUUUAAACACGAGACGGUGAUGAUUGUUGAAGGGCUUCACACCACGGCUCAGCGAUCUCAUGUCAGACCUCACAACCUUCUUUUCCUCGUAGCUCUUGACAGGUUAAACUUGUUCGGUUCUUUCUGGGGUUGGGUCUUGACCAGCAGGGGCUGGCAGAGAAGGGAUGCAUUUUGGUGUAAAACGUGUAAACGAUCCUACCUGAGGAUACAGAGCAAUAACUCGGAGGGGGGAGAGUACCAUGGAAACUGUGGAAAUUGGCUGCAGGGUCGGCCAGUACAACAGCCCUCAGAGCUUUUUGCUUUGAGAUCUGACAGUUUUAGUGGAUCCUUUGUGUGCUGCUGCAAGAAGGCAAUGACAGAAAUGUGCUGAUUAAAAAAACAUGGUGAACAGUCCCUCAGGUCAGCAGGUUUGCUCUUUGUGUGGGGGAGGGGUGGCAGAACCUUUUGUUUCCAGCGAACAUAGGUGCGGUGCUGAAUAAACAUAGAAUCGACAAGCUUCACGUGGAGCAUCUUUUGCAAACCUUCUCUCAUCCCGUGUUUGUCUUUCCCGCUGUGUUUGGGUUCUGUCCUUUUCAGCACAGUCAUAAAACCACGGAAAUAAAGAUAUGUAAAGCUGUGAUUAUAUUCUCACGCUGGUUUUGGUGUAUCCAGCCGUACCGGUGCUGGCCUCAAGUUUGCGGCGGAGAACCUAAAUAAUGCUGUUUUCUGUAGACAAGUACGGUACUUGCACUGUACGCUCUGGACCACCGCAACCCUGCGCGGGACGAGCAGCUUGUGGAAAUGGACACGGAAAGUGUGUUGACUGCAGGAGCUAUUAGAAUCCUGGCUAACAUGUAAACGCUAAAGCUGUGCUGCAAGUUUUGCCGCUCCGGUCCCCCCUCCGCCGUGCAGUACGGACACGCGGUCCACCAUUGCAGCGCAUCGCCGUCCCGUAGAGAAGGUCUUUGUACUGCUGCGCUACACAGAUCAAAAUAAGCUCUUAGGCCACAGAACCUCUGGACUUGUUUCUAUACUUUGCCAUGAUCCGGGUCCCUUGCGGUCCGUGGGCCGCGCUUCAAGGCUUCGGUUCCGUGUUGGCUCUGAGCAGAACUGGGUCAAAGCUGGGUCCACUUUUUCUCAGGGUCUCUCAAGGGUUUUAAAAGGUAAAGGAACAGGCGUAAUGUCGUGGCAACAAAUCAAUUAUAAUACCGGUAUCGAAAAUGGGAGAGAAUGUUUUGCUUUGGGGAAAAUGUUGCCAAAAUGGAACCCGGCUGAUCCCGGCCCGUGAGGCUGCGCUUUAGCUCUUGGAUGCUUCCUGAGGUACUGUACUCAAAUAUUUGCUUCUCCUAUUGCACUAAAACACGCUUUCACCUGUCUUAUUUAUUACAUAUUUAUUGAUGUCUUUUUUCUUUAUACUGUUCAUGUAAUAACUAACCUCAGACGCUGUGUAGGUUGCUGUUUUAUUAAAAGGUGUAACCAUGUAACCCAAGGAUAAUGUACCAGGUUGUUUUGAUAACUGAUACAGCCCAAGAGGAGGUCUUUUCUAUGUUUAACUUGGCAUGAAACAACUUUCUUUGUUUUUGUUAUGCACUUGUCCUGUCUGCCUGUUGAUUGCGAUAGGUUUUUUUUUUUUUUUUUUAGCCUUCGGUCACCAUAUUCUUUGUUCCUGUGGGCAUUCUGGAAACUUCCGCAGAGUGACGCGUUAUGUGCGGAUAAACAAAGUUUGUUUUUUUUUUUUUUUCUCCUCUGUCCAGCUGUCUAACAUCUAUUAUAACAGCACCAUCUUAGAUAAGUCUUGUCUUUUAUUCCAUUAAAGC
This is a messenger RNA of Scleropages formosus (Asian bonytongue), 5220 nucleotides long. RefSeq names its product cerebellar degeneration-related protein 2-like (gene cdr2l). Bases 1522 to 2943 code for a protein of 473 amino acids. NCBI's taxonomy places the organism in Eukaryota, Metazoa, Chordata, Actinopteri, Osteoglossiformes, Osteoglossidae. The transcript is spliced from 5 exons. The record is from RefSeq and is a predicted model, not a curated record.